CGAGAGCCAAGUCAGCAAGAAGCGAACGCACAAACAAAACAAAACCAGAGAUUUCGUUAUCCACUGAAGUUCGUUUGCUUCUGUCAAAUUUGCCAAAUCGUAACCAAAAAAAGAUGGCAGCUUCUUCUCCAUCUCUCCUUCUACCACUAGGUAAGAACCUAAGCUACUGAUUCUGUUUUCUGAUUUCUUCUCAAAGAUUAGAUUUCUCGUCUUGGAAUUCAGGGUUUCUCUGCUGAAUCUACUUUCUCAGAGAUAAAAAUCUCAUCUUUGUUGAUUCUCUUAAUCCUUACGGUUCAGAUUAAACCGGCUUCAUUCAUGUCUUGCAUAGUUGCAAUUAGAAUUGUUCAGCAUCUAGAAAUGGUCUAACCACCAAGAAUCCAAAUUCAUCAAGAUAUAUAGCUGCAAGAGUCAUAGCUUCAGAAACAAGAGAGCAAAGCUGUAAAAUCAGUAAUCUCUCUAGCCGUAGAGAAGCAAUGCUUUUGGUACUCGGCGUCUCAGGAGGAUUAUCAAUGAGCUCACUUGCGGCGUAUGCAGCUGGUUUACCUCCAGAAGAUAAACCAAGACUCUGUGAAGCAGAAUGCGAGAAAGAGCUUGAAAAUGUUCCAAUGGUAACUACAGAGUCAGGGCUUCAGUAUAAGGAUAUUAAAGUUGGUAGAGGCCCGAGUCCACCGGUUGGUUUUCAGGUUGCUGCUAAUUAUGUGGCUAUGGUUCCAUCAGGGCAAAUAUUCGACAGUUCUCUGGAGAAAGGUCUACCGUAUCUAUUUCGCGUUGGCUCUGGCCAGGUGAUCAAAGGACUUGAUGAAGGAAUCUUGAGUAUGAAAGCUGGUGGCAAACGUAGACUCUACAUCCCAGGGCCUUUGGCGUUUCCAAAGGGUCUAGUUUCAGCUCCAGGGAGGCCGAGAGUUGCGCCAAACAGCCCGGUGAUAUUUGACGUGAGCUUAGAGUUCAUACCAGGUCUCGAUUCAGAGGAAGAGUGAAACUCUGUUUUUUCAAGUGCAAAUUGUAAUCUUCCAUACACAAUUACAAGAUUCUAUGUAUGAUAUUUAUCUCAUUGUACUCAUUCAUUGAAGAACAUCACAUUGAUUAAAAACGUCAGUAUUUUUCAAUUCUUCA
Molecule: messenger RNA, 1113 nt
Organism: Arabidopsis thaliana (thale cress)
Lineage: Eukaryota; Viridiplantae; Streptophyta; Magnoliopsida; Brassicales; Brassicaceae
Product: FKBP-like peptidyl-prolyl cis-trans isomerase family protein
Exons: 7
Coding region: 474-977 (167 amino acids)
Cellular component (GO): chloroplast thylakoid lumen
Molecular function (GO): peptidyl-prolyl cis-trans isomerase activity
Source: RefSeq, marked reviewed